Molecule: messenger RNA, 3962 nt
Organism: Xyrauchen texanus (razorback sucker)
Lineage: Eukaryota; Metazoa; Chordata; Actinopteri; Cypriniformes; Catostomidae
Product: ski-like protein
Exons: 7
Coding region: 234-2096 (620 amino acids)
Biological process (GO): negative regulation of BMP signaling pathway
Cellular component (GO): nucleus
Molecular function (GO): SMAD binding; RNA polymerase II cis-regulatory region sequence-specific DNA binding; DNA-binding transcription factor activity, RNA polymerase II-specific
Source: RefSeq, a predicted model, not a curated record
AUAUAUAUAUACAUAUAUAUAUAUAUAUAUAUACAUACUUAUUAGAAUAUAAGUAUUUUACGCGCUCUCCUUAUCUUCUCGCCAAAGAAUCGAGGAAUUGACAUUUUAUUUUUAAAGAGUCAUCUGAGAAGUGUCUUUGACUCCUUCACCAUGAUCCACAUUUAAGAUCCCUGCAUUCCUGAGACUUCCUCUGUGUAUCUGAAGACCUCUUACCAAUAUCCAUAAACAGCAUUAUGGCAUCCACUGAGAAUAACCACCAAGGCCUUCCCAAGGACCAGGCACUUCUUAAAGUCCCAAUAAAGAGGUUGAUGAGAGGCAAUGGCAUAGACGGUACACCCAUAAAGAAACGUGUGAUGGCUGCUUUAAAUCUUUCCUGUAAAAAAAUCCCAGAAACCUCUCUCGGCUCAAACAGUGCUUGUGAGUAUCAGGUCUCCAAGGCAACGAACACGAUGGAUCCCGAUCUGGAUCUCAGCCCUGGUUUGAAACACACCCUAGCACAGUUCUCUCUGAGCAGCCAGUGUUCUCUUGGCGGUCCAGCUGCAUUUUCUGGUCAUCAUGUUCAGCAUAAGUUGGCACCCCCUCAGGCCCAGGGAGGUGGGGCAGGGGGGCCCCUUCUAGUCCCUCCUGACAGCUCCACAGAUCUUGGCCUCUGCAGUCUGGAGGGUGAGUCCAUCUCUUGCUUCUCUGUGGGAGGUGAACUGCGACUUUGUCUGCCCCAGUUGCUGAACACCAUUCUCCGGGACUUCUCCUUGCAACAGAUCAACUCAGUGUGUGACCAGCUGUAUUUGUACUGUUCCCGUUGUGAUAACACACAGUUGCAUAUCCUCAAAGUUCUGGGCAUCCUUCCUCCAGGGACUCCAUCCUGUGGCCUCAUCACGUUGACUGAUGCCCAGCGCCUUUGCAACACAUUGCUCCAUCCAGGUGAGGAUCUCUUUCAUGAGUCGCACAAAGGUUAUGUUGCUGGGGAGGAGAAAGAGAAAGAUUCAGAGGAAUCUGGAGGAUUUUGGGUGGAACACCAAUGUCUGGGGAAGUGUCAAGGCCUGUUUGUUCCCCAGCUUUACUCCAGUCCAGAUGCACCUUGUAUCCAUUGCUCCCAGUGCCGAAAGCUCUUCUGCCCAGAGCGGUUUGUCAUGCACUCCCACCGACAGCCAGACAAACGCACAUGCCACUGGGGCUUUGACUCAGCCAAAUGGGCCUGCUAUCUACAGCUAGCUCACAGACACCUGGGAACAGCAGAUGAAGAGAAGCUGCAGCAGACUCUGGAGAAUAUGAAGGAAAAAUACCAGCAGGAGAAGAGGGAGCCACCUCAGGGAGAAUCAUCACCUGAUUUUGUAUUUGACUCCCAUUUAAUUGCCAGUCUGAAGGAGGACCCCAAUCAUGAUGACUUGAUGUGGCAAAGUUGGUACCAGUGCAUGCCUGACAAGCUGGCAGGUAACCGCUUGGCACAACACCCUGGGUGUGUGCCUGAAAAGGAAAUGGGGUCUCCAAGAAUAGAGACACUGGGCGGUCCAGACAAACAUGGAGAAUCUCAGGGUAACAAGAGACAGGAUGUAGACAACUCUUACCCUAAGACGCCCAUCUUUUCAGAACACGAUCAGGACGGCAUGGUGAUGGAACUCCUUCAGAUGUACAGUACUCAACAUGAGAAACUUCAGUCAACGCUAUGCAGACAGAAACAGCUUGAAAAGGAGCUGCAGGCUCUGCAUCAAGGAGAAGCCAUAGACCAGAGAACGGAGAUGGUGCAGACUGAGCAUGCUCAGAGGCUGGGAGAGGUCCAGCAGGAACAGAGAAAGCUGAAGUCUCGACUCAACCAGCUGAGGCAGCAAGGCUGCAGAUGCAAAGAGCUGGGUACUGAGCAACACCAAGAAACCAUCUAUGCCAAACAGUUAUCAGAACUGCGUCAGAGACUGGACCGCGCUGAGGAAGACCGCGAGGAGCUGCAGGAGGAGCUACGCAGGGAGAGGGAUGCCAGAUAUAGGCUGGAGCGUACUAUCUCUGAGCUCAAACAACAGAUGAGGGAGCCCGCCCCCCAUGCUUCAGUGGACAGUCUCAUGUCUUCAGCCUCUAGUGACACAUUUAUGUCCCUGACGCCUUAAGAGUGAUCUACGGAUCAGUCUCCAAUGUGCAACCUGAAUUCUGUGCUUAUCUGAAAUUUUCAGAAUUCCUGAAGUCUGUGAUCAAGAGUUUGUUGGAAUGGUGUCGUUGUUAUUGCAGUUCUAUGGACAAAUUAAGGGGCUGUUGUGAGUAACUGGUUUUAUUCUGUGAAUUAAUUGAAAAAGAAUAACUCUCGGGUGGAAUUUCUGAGACACGUGAAUAUGGAUUGUUGGAGUUUUGAUACAAAUGUAGUGGACAUUAUGCAAAUGACUAAUCCUGCUAGCGUACAAUCAACACUAUUUUGGUCUAUCAGUGCAAAGACAACUGAUGAUUUUAUGAAAAUCUAACAUUUUUAUUUAAUCACAAAUGAUAUAUUGUUUUUAAAGGUAUUUGUUGUUUAUGGAUAAAUGUUAUGUGAAUAAUCUCAUGUCAAAUAACACAUAUUUAACAUUCUUUUUGUCAAAUACAUUUAUAUUUUAUGGAGACUAUGCUCAGUAAGAAUGUACAAAAUAUAUGCAUGUGUACUUAAAAAUGUUUUACAUAUACAGUAUAUAUAUAUAUAUAUGUGUGUGUGUGUGUGUGUGUGUAUGUAUAUGUUUACACUGUGGUAUACCUUUAAAUGUUCAAAUACUGUAUAUAACAGAAAAUGUUUUCUGAGACAUUUCCAGUGAAUUUUACCUCCUUUAAUGACCACCAAAAUUGUUUCUCUCAUUUCUAAAUUAUCAAAACAUUUAAACUUUAAAGGUAAUUAAUAUCAAGAAAUGGUCUUAUCCCUGUACUUUACAUUCUAUAAAACAUCUAGACAAACCAGGUCUACUUGUUUCACUUUUAAUUGAAUAAAUCACCGUUCCUGUGGGUCAGAAGUUUACAUAAGUGAACUGUGCCUUUAAGCAGCUUGGAAAAUUCCAGAAAAUGAUGUUAAGCCUUUAGGCAAUUAGCUUCUAAUAGUUUGGAGGUGUACCUGUGGAUGUAUUUUAAGGCCUAACCUCAAACUACAUGCCUCUUUGCUUGACAUCAUGGGGAAAUCUAAAGAAAUCGUGGACCUGCAUAAGUCUGGUUCAUCCUUGUGAGCAAUUUCCAAACACCUGAAGGACCCAUGUUCACCUGUACAAACAUUAGUACACAUGUAUAAACACCAUGGGACCACACAGCCAUCAUACCGCUCAGGAAGGAUACGCAUAUGGAGGGACUGGUGCACUUUACAAAAUAGAUGACAUCAUGAGGGAGGAAAAUGAUGUGGGUAUAUUGAAGCAACAUCUCAAGACAUCAGCCAGGAAGAUAAAGCUCUGUAGGAAAUGGGUCUUCCAAAUGGACAAUGACUCCAAGCAUACCUCCAAAGUUGUGGCAAAAUGGCUUAAGGACAACAAAGUCAAGGUAUUGGAGUGGCCAUCACAAAGCCCUGACCUCAAUCUGACAGUACAUUUGUGAGCAGAACUGAUAAAGUGUGUGCGAGCAAGGAGGACUACAAACCUGACUCAGUUACUCCAGUUCUGUCUGGAGGAAUGGGCCAAAAUUCCAGCAACUUAUUGUGAGAAGCUUGUGGAAGGCUACUCAAAUAAUUUUGACACAAGUUCAACAAUUUAAAGGCAAUGCUACCAAAUAUUUACAAAGUGUAUGUAAACUUCUGAUCCACUGGGAAUGUGAUGAAAGAAAUAAAAGCUGAAAUAAAUAAUUCCCUCUUCUAUUAUUAUGACAUUCACAUUAUCAUUAAAAUUAAUUAGUGAUUCUAACUGACCCAAGACAGCAAAAGUUUUCUAUGAUUAAAUGUCAGGAAUUGUGAAAAACUAAGUAUAAUGUAUUUUGCUAAGAUGUAUGUAAACUUCUGACUUCAACUGUAAUAUAUAUAUAUAUAUAUAUAUAUAUAUAUA